Messenger RNA from Triticum aestivum (bread wheat), 1150 nucleotides. RefSeq lists its product as uncharacterized. NCBI's taxonomy places the organism in Eukaryota, Viridiplantae, Streptophyta, Magnoliopsida, Poales, Poaceae. The record is from RefSeq and is a predicted model, not a curated record. Bases 80 to 511 code for a protein of 143 amino acids. The transcript is spliced from 2 exons.
UAUCCUCAUAGUACAGCCACUCACUUUCUCCACUCAGAGCCGCUCCUCUCACCUUCUCCCCUCACAGCUACUCCCAUCCAUGGUGCCUCCCCUCCCCUCGACGGCGGCGUCCGGGCCCUCCUCUCCCUGCACCAGCCCACCUCUUUGCUUAUGCCCUCCCCCUCCCCGGCCUUCGACAAGCACCCCAGCGCUCGCGACGCAAGGCACAGAAGCGCAGUCUGUCUCGGCCGCCGCCGCCGUCGUCUCGUCGCCGCUCGGAAACACCGAUGCCCAUGAAGACAACAAGGACUACGAGGGCUCCUUCGGCCCCGAGAUCGUCUGCCUCCACUCCCAGGAGGCGGUCGCCCGGCAGGGUCCGCACGCAGGUCGACGCCAUCCACCACUGCUUCUCGUGACGCCAUGCCGACCACGCCUCCAGCGUCCUCGCAGAGCUCGCAAAAAUGGAUGGGUCUACAUGGAGGAUGAACAAGUUCACAGACUUCUCACCAUUCUUGAUGCCGCACCCAUGUGAUUCACAUCUCUGGGAACGCCAUCUCUUCCAUCGUGUGCUUUGUAUGUUACUACUUGCCUGAGCACCUGUUUUCCACUUUCUUAUCAAUUCUAUAAAUUCUUUGUGCAAAGGGUUGGUUAGUGGAAUUUACCUGGAACUUAUGAUUGACGUCUUUCCUGGGCAGAGUUCCUGGACACCGGAGUCUCCCCCUGGACCUAACUUCCGCCAAUGGCCAACUACUUGACACCUGAACAAAGGGAUAAAAGUCAGAGGCAUGGGGAUGAUGAUGUCAUGGAUGUAAGCUCUUUCCAUGUUUGUUACAAUAAUGCUUCUCAGCAGUCUUGGUGUCCAAUAAUUUGAAUUGUCAUCUAAUGCAUUGCUUGCUACAGGUUUGGAAAAUGGUAACGACGAGAGUUCUUCAUGCAGUAAGAAACCAGUAAGAACUGAACUUAGUUUUGUACCAUUGCGGUUUGCAAAGCUUUGGAGGCAACUUAAUGUUUAAGCUCUCUAAUUUGUCAUUCUCACAUAUGAAAUUGUGCCGUUAUCUAGUUGUAUUUUUUCUGGAUGCUAUUCUUUCAUCAUAGGCCUUUUAUUCUGUAAGGUAAAUUAGAGGUUUAUUAAAUUAUUAUUUAAGUAAUUUAUGGGUUAACUUCUCCUUGA